UAACAUAAAGAGGGUUGAAAACUCAGUGCAUGCAGAAUAAUUAAAAGAGACUGAAUUGGGAACCGAGAGAUUUAGUUUACAUUAAUUUUGCAUGCAUAAAGAAGAAUGGAUGCUUACAUUUCUCUCUCUAUAUAGCACUGAAAAUGACCAUUAUUUAAGCAGAAAACAGAAUCUCAUCAGAAGAAUAAAAGUGCAUCUGAAUGGCUCUGACUGAAGCUGAGUUUGAGAGCAGCAGCAUCAUGAAGGAAUGGAGCGGACAGGUUCAGCCGGCUUUGAUAGCAUCCUUCAUCAUCCUCUUCUUCCUGGAGGCCUGUCUUUGGGUCAGAAAUCUCACAAUCAAGAAAAGGCUUCCAGGCCCGUUCGCAUGGCCCUUAGUGGGCAACGCCAUGCAGCUGGGACAAAUGCCACACAUCACCUUCUCCAAGCUGGCAAAGAAGUACGGAAACGUCUACCAGAUCAGACUCGGGCGAAGCGACAUUGUGGUUCUGAAUGGAGACGCGGCUAUACGCAAGGCACUCAUUGAACACAGCACUGAAUUUGCCGGGAGGCCAAACUUUCUGUCUUUUCAGAUGAUCUCCGGCGGACGGAGCAUGGUGUUCAGCAGUUACAGCAAACAGUGGAAGGAGCAUCGGAAAGUAGCUCAAUCGACUUUAAGAGCAUUCUCGUUAGCCAACACUCAAACCAAACAGACAUUCGAACAACACGUUGUAGGCGAAGCCAUGGAUCUGGUCCAGAAGUUUCUGAGGCUCGGCGCCGACGGACGACACUUCAAUCCUUCGCACGAAUUCACCGUCGCCGCCGCAAACGUCAUCUGCGCGCUCUGCUUUGGGAAACGCUAUGGCCACGACGACCCCGAGUUCAGGACUCUCCUGAAAAGAGUGGAGAAGUUUGGCGAAACUGUUGGCGCUGGAAGCCUGGUGGAUGUUAUGCCUUGGCUGCAGUCGUUUCCCAAUCCGGUCCGAAGCGUUUAUCAAAACUUCAAGCUCAUUAAUGAAGAGUUCUUCGCUUAUGUGAAGGACAAAGUGAUGCAGCACAGAGACACCUAUGACCCUGCGGUCACCCGUGACAUGAGCGAUGCAAUCAUUGGCGUAAUUGAGCACGGGAAAGAGAGCAUGCUGACUAAAGACUUUGUUGAGUCUACGGUCACUGAUUUAAUUGGUGCAGGACAAGACACGGUGUCCACAGUCAUGCAAUGGAUACUUCUGCUUUUAGUCAAAUACCCAUCAAUCCAAACCAAACUCCAAGAGCAGAUUGAUAAAGUAGUAGGUCGUGACAGACUUCCAUCAAUAGAAGACAAGAGCAACCUGACCUACCUGGACGCCUUCAUCUACGAAACCAUGCGCUACACCAGCUUCGUCCCCGUCACCAUACCACACUCCACAACCGCAGACGUCACCAUCGAAGGUCUCCACAUCCCCAAAGACACCGUGGUGUUCAUCAACCAAUGGUCCGUCAACCACGACCCUCAAAAGUGGCAGGAUCCUCACAUCUUCAACCCGUCGAGAUUCCUGGACGAGACCGGAGCUCUGGAUAAAGACCUGACCAACAGCGUGAUGAUCUUCUCCACAGGUAAGAGAAGAUGCAUCGGCGAUCAGAUCGCCAAACUGGAGGUUUUUCUGUUCUCUGCCAUCCUUUUGCACCAGUGUUCGUUUGACAGCAACCCCUCUCAUGAUCUCUCCAUGGACUGCUCGUAUGGUUUAACACUGAAGCCGCUCCCUUACACAAUCUCAGCGAAGCUCAGAGGAAAAUUGUUUGGCUUGGUAUCGCCGGCAUGAGUUGUUUUUGUGACUAAAGCCCAGCAAAGACUGCACAUAUUACAAAUAUAUUCCACAUAACAAUGAGUAUUAGUAAAGCUGCACUGAAUGCUGUUUAGUAAAUCUAUAUUUAAUAUUUAUACAUGUUUGCAAUGAUUCAAUAAACUGAUUCAUAUAAUAUGUUGUCAGGUAGCUGAAGAGAUUCUUCUACACUCCUAAAUGGUAAUGUUUUAAUUGAUUUAUGUUUAUAAAACAUUGUUUAUGCUUCAAAAAAAUUAUAGAAAGACUGUAAUAUGAAACGUUUAUGGUCCAAUGCUAAA
Molecule: messenger RNA, 2074 nt
Organism: Carassius carassius (crucian carp)
Lineage: Eukaryota; Metazoa; Chordata; Actinopteri; Cypriniformes; Cyprinidae
Product: cytochrome P450 1B1-like
Exons: 1
Coding region: 201-1775 (524 amino acids)
Molecular function (GO): heme binding; iron ion binding; monooxygenase activity
Source: RefSeq, a predicted model, not a curated record